Messenger RNA from Paraphaeosphaeria sporulosa, 1490 nucleotides. RefSeq lists its product as uncharacterized. The transcript has a single exon. Lineage: Eukaryota; Fungi; Ascomycota; Dothideomycetes; Pleosporales; Didymosphaeriaceae. Bases 90 to 1490 code for a protein of 466 amino acids. The record is from RefSeq and is a predicted model, not a curated record.
CGCAGCCCAAAAGUCUCCGUGAAUCACCACCUUAUCUCAAGGUGACAUGACUCCAAAUUUUAGUACUCAAAGACUAUGCCAUCCUCGCAAUGGAACACGACACCUCCAAAACCUUUCGCGAGAUCCAUGGUACACCAUCAGCGCUAGUUGCAGAGCUGGAUAGGAUCCAAGGUCUUGCUCUGCGACGAUCGAGAAGACUGCAUCGGGUUGAGAUCCCAGUACAAUUGCGCUUCCUUGCUCCUCUGGAUCCUCAGCCACAAGGCUAUGGACCCGAUACAGUGCACCUACGACUUACAUCUCCGCAAGAAUACACAGAGACGCAGGAAUAUGUGGCCGUCUCAUAUACCUGGCAGCAGCCUCAGUCGUUCACAGACGCAUUCUUAAACAGGAUUCCUACCUACAAGAUAUGGGACACGGAUAGUCAGCCUUAUAACCCCGAGUGCAACCCACUCGUCAUACACCGCGCAUACCGCUUCGCACAAAAGAAACUGAAGCAAGUCUUGAUAUGGAUCGACCAGGAGUGCAUUCGACAAGAUGAUCCGGACGAUGUUGAGACACACGUGCUGGCCAUGCAUGAGAUCUACAGGCACAGCGCAUUCACGGUAGUACUGCUCUCCCGGAUGGUCGAUAGCGUUCCAAUGGCGGCAGGCUUGUACCCGUUCAUGCACGGCGGUGCCGACGUUUUCGAUAAGCUUCUCAAAAGUGAUGACUGUAGGGUUCGCAAGUUAUGUCUCGUUGCCUUACAGCUGCUGGCGCAGGACCGGUGGUUCUCACGCACAUGGACUUACCAGGAGCGUUUCUUCGCGACCGUAUGCUAUUACGCGGUUUCCAUUGAACCUACACUGGGCGCCAACACACAAGACGGGGGUCUGGAGGACUGGUAUAUACCCGAGCGCAACAUUGUGGCAUUUUCUAAGAAGACCGCGGACAACGCUACUGCACUCAACAAGGAUCAUUUUGGUUUCGACUUCCGUCCUUCAGCGAAGGGUAUGUGCGCCUGCACAAUGGUCACCUUCAGCUUGGUGCGCUUAAUCAAGUUCAAAUUUGAAGCCUCACGCUCUGUUAAUUGGAAGAUCCACCUUCCAGGCUUCGAGAGCUUCGGCAUCAAGAGUGCAGGUAUCAGUACACCGCGCGAGGUAAUGAGUCGCACUGCCAAGGUCAGUGCUGCUGAGGACGAAUUGGACCGCAUUCAGGGCAGAUUCGAAACGAUCAAUCAUGUAUUCCUGGACAUGGAAGCGUGCGACAAUGCCAUAGUGGCAGAUCGCGUCUCAAUAUUUGCGAAUGUUUGUCAACUCGGCUGGACUCUUCCAACUGUAAAGCUCAGGGAAGAGAAUUUAAGCUAUAGCACUUGCAUUCUCGCAUUGCUGCUUCUGGAUGUGCUGAAGGUGCCUGGUGAGGCAGCAAAGAUGGAGCUUGCUGAAAGCGCGAUGAGACUGAGUAUUGGUGGUUUCAUACGAAACGAGGGAUACCCUUUUUCAAAAUUGUUGUAG